AUGAACUCACUCGCAAGAAAGACGGCCUCCUCGGAGCUUGCCCUGUCGCGGGCUUCUGCUCAUGUCUCAUCCGCUGGUAGAUCACUCGCAUAUCGCAGAUUAGCAUCCCAGCUCUCUCAGAAUGCCUCACGCAACAGUGCCACGCCACAGAGCUCAAUGCUUUCCGGGUCCAUUCGAUCUCCCUUGAGGUCUUCCUUCGUGCCCGCCGAGCUUCGCUGCACCCCCACUUAUACAGCGCAGUCCCGCCUCUUCCACCUCUCCAGCCGUUUACACCAAGAGAAGCCUCAAUCUGAGCAGAAGGCCUCGCCUUCUCCCCCUGCCGACGCAAAAGAACAGAAGCCAACAGGUGCAGAUUCCGAGGCCAAGUCUGAGAAGUCUGAGAAGUCUGAGACAGAGCAGUCUAAGAAGACUGAUGAGGGUGAGAAUGGCGAAAAGGAAGGAAAGGAAAACGGAGAGGGUGAAGGUGAGGGUAAGGACAAGAAGAAGGAAGAUGCCCCUCCCCCACCUCCCCACGGUGACAAGACACCUUGGCAGGUGUUCAUGGAGACCAUGAACACAGAAUUCCAAAAAUCCCAGGAGUGGAACGAGUCAACGAAACAAAUUGCAGCCUCCGCAAACCAAUUCGCUGAGAGCGAGGGUGUGCGGCGUGCUCGUGAAGCCUAUGAGAAGUCUACAGGUGCUGUGUCCUCGACCCUUGGAAAGGGCGCCAAGGCAACUGCGGGUGCCAUUGGCAAGGGUGCCUCUUGGACUUGGGAUACUUCGGUUGUAAAGGGUGUUCGAAAGGCUGCCAACGUCACUGGAGAUGCUGUAGACAAGGCUACUCAGCCUAUCCGAAACACAGAGGCUUACAAGAACGUCAAGGAUGUUAUUGACGACGGCAGCUCUUCCCGGUAUGGUGGUUGGGUUGAAAAAGAGGAGCGACGGAAACGACGAGAGGCUCUCGACAAACAGCGGGGGUACAAGGCCCCUGAAGCCAUGGAAGAGGACAUUAACGCUGGUACUAGCGUGACCGUUCACAAGGAUGCUGCUUGGAAGGAGGCCUGGAGAGAUUUCCGCGACCAGAACAAGUACGUCCAGGGACUUUUCAGCUUAAGGGGCAAGUAUGACGAGUCUGAGAACCCUCUGGUGUCGACAGCUCGAAGCAUCACCGACCGCAUUGGGGGUUUCUUCGCCGAGAAUGAGACUGCCAUGGUUAUUAAGAAGUUCCGAUCUAUGGACCCCAGCUUCCAAACGGAGCCCUUCCUUCAGGAACUUCGCGAGUACAUCCUUCCCGAAGUGCUUGAUGCUUAUGUCAAGGGCGAGACAGAGACAUUGAAGCUGUGGCUUUCCGCUGCUCAGUACUCCGUAUAUGAAGCUUUGACAAAGCAGUACCUCCAGGCUGGUAUGAAGUCUGAUGGAAAGAUUCUGGAUAUCCGAAACGUCGACAUCCUGCGAGCGCGCAUGCUCGACCCUGGCGAGGUUCCUGUCUUUAUCGUCACCUGCCGUACGCAGGAAGUCCACGUCUACCGCAACGCAAAGACAAACGAGCUUGCCGCUGGUAUGGAGGACAAGGUUCAGCUCGUCACUUACGCAAUUGGUAUCACACGAGUACCUGAAGACGUCAACAACCCUGAGACACGGGGCUGGCGUCUGAUUGAAAUGCAGAAGAGUGGACGAGACUGGUACUAA
Fusarium poae is the source of this 1668-nucleotide messenger RNA. RefSeq lists its product as uncharacterized. Gene Ontology annotation, biological process: protein import into mitochondrial matrix. NCBI's taxonomy places the organism in Eukaryota, Fungi, Ascomycota, Sordariomycetes, Hypocreales, Nectriaceae. The record is from RefSeq and is a predicted model, not a curated record. The transcript has 2 exons. Gene Ontology annotation, molecular function: protein-folding chaperone binding. Gene Ontology annotation, cellular component: mitochondrial inner membrane. The coding region runs from base 1 to 1668 and encodes 555 amino acids.